GUUUGGUUGUUAUUAACAGGAAGUUUUGUAUUUACUUUACAUUUACUUCGCCUAGCCAGAUAGGCUUUCCAACUAUAGGAAGUGUUUAGCUAAGUGUAUUUUGCGAUUUUUUUUUUAGCAAAAGGGGAAAACAUUAAAAAUAUAACUAAACUAACUGAUUGAAGAUCUGUAUAUAAAACCGGUGGCAAGCAUACUGACAGACCUUAUAAAUACUGGUUGUCUUGAACAAGGAUGACCACACUUACCCAUCGGAGUCGCCGCUCUGAGCCAGCGGUAGAGAGACGGAGCCAGGAGGAGGACGCUGACCAGGGAGGUUACCCCCCAGAUGACGACGAGCGUGACUCCAAGGAUCUUCGCCUGACCCUCAUGGAGGAAAUCCUUUUGCUAGGCCUGAAGGAUAAGGAGGGUUACACGUCUUUCUGGAACGACUGCAUCUCGUCAGGUCUGCGGGGCUGCAUCCUCAUCGAGCUGGCACUGCGGGGGCGGAUCCAGCUCGAACCCGCCACCAUGCGGAAGCGCAGACUGCUGGAUCGCAAGGUUCUGUUUAAGUCAGAGGCCCCUACAGGAGACGUACUUCUCGACGAAGCCCUCAAGCACAUCAAGGCAACGGAGCCUCCGGAGUCUGUGCAGAGCUGGAUCGAGCUCCUCACUGGAGAGACCUGGAACCCCCUUAAGCUGCACUUCCAGAUCCGCAACGUCCGCGAGCGCCUGGCCAAGAAUCUGGUGGAGAAAGGCAUCCUGACCACGGAGAAGCAGAACUUCCUGCUGUUUGACAUGACCACACACCCAGUCACCAACACCACGGAGAAGCAGCGACUGAUGAAGCGCGUGCAGGACAGUCUGCUGGAACGCUGGGUGAACGACCCGCAUCGCAUGGAGCAGCGCAUGUUGGCGCUCAUCCUGCUGGCUCACGCCUCCGACGUGCUGGAGAACGUGCUGACGCCACUCACCGACGAGCAGUACGAGACGGCGUCUACACGCUCCCGCACGCUGCUGGACUGCAACCCCGACGCGGAGGGCACCAAGGCUCAGGCCUGUGAGAUGAUUUGGGCCGUCAUGGCCGCCUUCGGCAAAGCUUGAGGUGGGGCACUGGGCCAGGUUCCCAGCUACCCCCCCCCCCACCCCCACCCGGUAUCUGACACCCACUUUGAGCUGGCUCAAGUAUGUAGGAGCAGUGAGAUGGGAAGGUGGACUCCCUUAAUAGGCCUUAUUUUUUUUUUUUUAAAAGAAGUGUCAUAAUUCGGUAUCAGAAACUAGCUCAUUAGUCUCUCAUAAUGAUCUACUUGUUGAGCUGCUCUCUGCUUUGAUCCC
Molecule: messenger RNA, 1311 nt
Organism: Paramormyrops kingsleyae
Lineage: Eukaryota; Metazoa; Chordata; Actinopteri; Osteoglossiformes; Mormyridae
Product: Golgi phosphoprotein 3-like
Biological process (GO): Golgi organization; Golgi to plasma membrane protein transport; retrograde vesicle-mediated transport, Golgi to endoplasmic reticulum
Cellular component (GO): Golgi cisterna; cytosol; trans-Golgi network
Molecular function (GO): phosphatidylinositol-4-phosphate binding
Source: RefSeq, a predicted model, not a curated record